Messenger RNA from Peronospora matthiolae, 861 nucleotides. The record is from the annotation of a GenBank genome assembly. NCBI's taxonomy places the organism in Eukaryota, Oomycota, Peronosporomycetes, Peronosporales, Peronosporaceae.
AUGCUGCCACCCAGCAUCCAGGUCCACGGGGGAACUGGCCAAAAUGUUGUCAAGCUCGCUGAGGGGAAGCCACGCCGCGUAUCGCGGCGCGAAGUGUCCUUAACGUACACGUUUAACGGCUUUCGCAGGAGCGACCAUUUCUUAGUGAUUUUGAUGAAUCAUGCAUUCCAUUGCAUCCUGAGCAUGCCAUGGUUGGCACGCUAUAAGCCCCAGAUCGACUGGUUAGCAAGAUCAGUGAGACGUCGAAGCAAUUUCGACGUCAGCGAAGUGUUCACCCAUCUCUUGGUGUUUCCAAGCGAUUGGUCGACCGUUACAGUCGUGGAUCGUACAUCCACGACAUCGGCGGUACACAGAGUGAGCGAUGGCCCUAUCUGUAACGCUUGUUCCGUGCCACUACGCACGAGUGACAGUAUCUCCUCCCUUUGCAGCAGGGAGUCCGUCGUGGACGAGCAGUGGCUCCCGCGCGAAGACGACGCGGUCGAACAGAGGUUCCCGCACUGGAGAGCAUUGGUUGAACACAAACAAGUGUUCCCACCUGCACCCACUAUGGUCGAGCAAAGGCUCCCAGGAGGGCAAGAUGUGGCCGAUCAGGGGCUCGCCACCGAGUGUGACGUGGAUGGACAAGACUCCCCACGUGCGAACAUGAUGGUAGAACAGAGGUUCUCAUCAUCACCCACUGUGGUCGAACAGAGGUUCCCACAUGAGCAAGACGUGGUCGAGCAGGGGCUCCCACACGAGAUUGUGGCGGUCGAGCAGGGGCUCCCGCAUCAUGCGUCGACGGACGAGUAUAGACUACUCCCGUCGCGCAGUUUUGACGUCCUGGAUGACGACAUCCAGCGUCUAGAGGAAGUGCAGUUUUAA